Molecule: messenger RNA, 3257 nt
Organism: Saccostrea cuccullata (small rock oyster)
Lineage: Eukaryota; Metazoa; Mollusca; Bivalvia; Ostreida; Ostreidae
Product: OTU domain-containing protein 5-B-like
Exons: 10
Coding region: 176-1717 (513 amino acids)
Biological process (GO): protein deubiquitination
Molecular function (GO): cysteine-type deubiquitinase activity
Source: RefSeq, a predicted model, not a curated record
CCAAAAUAAAACGUGACGUCACAGACUAGUCGCCAUUUUCCUCGUACUUGGAAGUUUGUUGAACGUUUGUUGUAUAUUUUCCACUAAAAUAAAGGUUUGCAACCUGUAUCUUACCGGUUGAUACAGGAAAACCUUUUAUUUACCUUAUACUGCGACUGUUGACAAAUCAGUGAAGAUGACCAUUCUACCGAAAAAGAAACCAGGAACGUCGAAAACAGAGUGUGAAUCAACUGAACACCAGGGCGGACAUGCAUCUCAUUCACACCAACACCAUCAGGCUACCACGGACGCCCGACACGAAAAGGCGACCCGCUCCCGAAACUCCCCGACCCGCUGGGUUCCGUCGACGACAAGGGACGAGAAAUUGGCCAGUCAUGAUCCGGGGGGAGCCUUUGAAGGUCAUGAGGGAGUGAAUAAUAAACGACGCCAUCGUUCCUCCCCCCAUAGGACGCACGCACGGAAACAUCGGAUGCACGCCUCAGCCACGGUGACGUCACGGGACUACCAGUCGUCUGCUGAGUACGAGGAGACCGGAUAUAACAGCGGGGACGAGUACGUCCCUCCCCAGCACCCAGACAACAUCGAGGAGCUGGAAGCCUGGUUCGAGAAGACCCUGAAGGAGAAGAAAGGAUGGAUUAUAAAGAAGAUGGGAGAAGAUGGGGCGUGUCUGUUUAGAGCUGUGGCUGACCAAGUAUAUGGUGACCAAGAAAUGCACACAGUUGUCAGAAAGAAUUGUGUGGACUACAUGCUGAAAAACUGUGACUACUAUUCCCAGUAUGUUACGGAGGAUUUUACCACGUACAUCAAUCGUAAAAAGAUGGACAAUUGCCAUGGAAACCAUGUAGAGAUGCAGGCAAUGAGCGAGAUGUUUAAUCGUCAGAUAGAAGUUUACCAAUAUAGUAUAGAUCCAAUUAAUACAUUCAAUUGUCCAUAUAAGACUGAAAAUGAACCCAUUAGAAUCAGUUACCAUGGAAAUGUCCAUUACAAUUCAGUGGUGGAUCCAUUUAAGGCAACCAUUGGUGUGGGACUUGGACUGCCCGGCCUUCAACCAGGGCUGGCAGACAAGAGUCAGAUGAGAGAUGCUGUCAGACAGUCAGAGGACGUCCAUAUUGAGCAGACGAUGCUGGAGGAUAAACUGAGAGAGACGGACUGGGAGGUCACCCAGGAGACGAUAGAGGAACAAGUCGCCCGCGAGUCGUAUCUACAGUGGCUCCGAGAUAACGAAAACCAGGUCCGCAGAAAAAGCUCGCCUCGGUCAGCCAGUGCCACCUGUAGUUCAUCAAAGGACAAAGAUUUAGGGUCCCCUGAACUUCUGCAGCAGGGGAGGUCUCCAAGGAACAGGAGUAACCCUGGGUCAGGAGGGAACAGCCCCCAGAGACUGGAACCGGUCAGGAGCGGUCCCAGCAGUCCCCAGCAGACCGAGGCAGCACAGCAUUCACCGCUACCCACUUGUUCUGGAUACAACCCCUCUAACAUGGCUAAUGAUGCCUUUAGCGGCAGCCUUGGGGCCACAGGAGGGGUCCAGGAUCUAACUACAACCAACUUUGUAGAAACCUCUUCCUUAAUGAACUGCUACAAUUCCGAUAUGUAUGGUCUUUCAGAUUGGAUAGAUGAGGAUGACAUAAUGGCUCAGGUGAUCGCUCAGUCCCAGAAAGAGUACCUGGACAGCCUGAAGAAGUCUGCCUCCUCACCCCCCUCCCCCGCCCCCCACAGCUAACACAGGGCCGACCUAAUUAUUUUAAUUCUACACAUUCAUCAUAGAGGCUCCUUUACAUGUAUUGCUUCUAGAGACAUUUGAAUCACUUGUAAUUUACCUGGUCCCAAUCCUAAAUCAUUUGACUUUGCAAUUUUUAAUUCAGUAAGUAAUUGGAUUAUAUUGACAUUUUAUGAUAGGGUUUACUUUUGAUUACUGUGAACAGGGAAAUUUUUGCCCCCGUUUUAUUUUCGCCCCUUUUGCCCUAUCCUCAUUUUGGUGAAUUUAAAACGGGGCUACUUAAAAGAAUACAGUUUAAUUUCUUAAACAAAACAAUGACUGGACCAAUUUAAAACGGGGUAAAAUUGUUUGAACUGUGAAAGGGCGAAAAUAACACAGGGCGAAAAUAACCCUGUAUACAGUAUUUUUUUUACUGUAAUUCAAUCAUUGAGACUGCAAGUCAGUGUUUUGUGAUAUAACGCAAAUUAAUGUCACAGAAACUGUGUGUAUCAUGUAUCAUAACUAUUAUGAGCUGAUUUAUUUUAUUAAUAUUGUAAACGUGUAAAUAUCUAGUAAGCCAUUACUUUGAAACCCUUUUUAUAAUUUGUCAUUUUGAAAUAUAAUUUGUUAUUGUUGAAUUCUUCUGCUCCUCGGCUUACAUUGAUCCUUUACUGAAUGUUAGAUUAGAUAGAGAUUCUCAAGCAGAUAAUUUCCAGUUUUAGGUAUUCAAUAUUUGCAAUUAUUAAAAAAGGGUUGGCUCGUUAAACUGCUCCUAAAGUGAAUUUAUAAUUUCAAAAUUAUUUGUUUUAAUUUUAAUACUGCAAGAAAAGCCAAUGAAGGAAUUAGUUAAUAUAAUAACCUUUUGCAAUUUUAAGUGAUCUGCACACACAGCUGUAAAUGAGCAAUUACACCAAAUCAUUGAAAUGAAUGUUAUCAAGACUAAAAGAAUUUAGUUGAGAUAAGAUUUAUUAUUUCCAUUUAAGAUGCUUGCAUUAGACUUCGAUCAUAUAUCAUAAUUUAACAUCUUUGCAGUAUUCAAAUUACAUGUAUCCUGUACAUGCUUAGUUGUCACUCGUAAAUCUUGAUAAUUAGUGAAUUAUACCUUAAGUAACUGAUGUAUAUGCCACAAUUUUACUGGAAAUGUGUUGUGUUAGUGACUUAAGUCUAAGAUUAAUUAUCAAUAAUUAGUAAGAAUCAGGAUUUUCUGCCAUUCAAAAACGUCAGGAUAUUGGGAGGAUGGAUUAUAUUUUUUUUACUUGAGCAAAUUUUGUGAAAGUUUUAGAAGACUGCGAGAUUGAGUGAAGGUGUGUGUAUGUGAGAUAGGGUACAGAGUGUGUUGUUUGUUUUUAAUAAUAAUUUCCCUCACCCCCGGAUUAACAUGAAUGUUCAGAAGUAGUGUAUGUUUUAUUCCCCUUCAUAGUUAUUAUGAAUCUUUAUUUUUUGUCAUUAUUUUGUUGAAAGAGUGCUAUAUUUUAUUUUGUUUCUACAAAGGCAUUGUAUCUGAAUGGUUCUGAAUGUUUAUGUAAUUCUAAGAACAUUGUAUGUCUUUUUUUUAAUACUUACU